CAUACUUUUAGUUUUCACUGUCCCAUGGUUCACGUCUACUAUGCAACGUCCUUUUCUGUAAACCUCUUAUGCCGUAAUAUAUUGAUAAAAACAAUAUUAUUUCAGCAGGUUUUAUUUUAUCAUGAAAUUAUAAAGUUCUUUUUUCGAUUGUUUUUAUAACCGAUUGAGUGGACGUUGCCAGGUUUGAUCCCGAUUGUAGGCACUACAACUUCUGUAGUAGAAAACUGGGUAUUACUAUAUUUUGAUUGUCUCCUGUUAUGUCGCGUUAAAUAAACACAGCCAGUGUCUGCGUCAUCCUUAACGGUGGGGAAAACAACACGGAUAACAAUAUUAGCCAGAAGUUUCAUGAAUUUUAUGUUCCAUGGUCUUAUUUAACUCUGUUUGGUGAUAUUAUAGAAAUAAAUACUAUAUCUAAAUAUCAGAUGAUUUUUGAUAGAUCAAAACUCUCUCAGUCCUAUACUUAGAACUAAAUCUCUGAAGUUAUAUACCUAACGUGAUGAAAUCUUCCUAUAAAUCAAAACAGCCAGUGAUUUCAUUUCACUUGUGAUUUCAUUUUAAAAGCAGCUCAUAUAAUUUUUUACAUUUUAAGAGUUUUCAAUUUUUCCAAUAUAUUGUAUUAAGAAGCACUACAUUUCACUGCGGGUUUUCACUAUAGUGUUCUUCAUUAAUUAAUAACCUUAUUGGCUGCUUGUUUGUAGUUAAACUUUUGUAAAAUAUUGCACAGUGUCUCCUUAGAGGUUAUAAACCGAAUCUGAUAAACCUUUUGUAAAGAAUAAUCUUCAGUUGACUUGUCUUUUCUAGUAACGUCCUAUUAAACUUGAAUGUUUCUUAACCACGUGCGGUAUAUGGCAAGAGCCAGUCUUAUAUUGUACAGUAUAUGUUACCUCUCGGGGGCGGCAUGGUGGUGCAGUGGUUAGCACUGUCGCCUCACACCUCUGGGACCCGGGUUCGAGUCUCCGCCUGGGUCACAUGUGUGCGGAGUUUGCAUGUUCUCCCCGUGUCGUCGUGGGGUUUCCUCCGGGUACUCCGGUUUCCCCCCACAGUCCAAAAACAUGCUGAGGCUAAUUGGAGUAGCUGAAUUGCCCGUAGGUGUGCAUGUGUGAGUGAAUGGUGUGUGAGUGUGCCCUGCGAUGGGCUGGCCCCCCAUCCUGGGUUGUUCCCUGCCUCGUGCCCAUUGAUUCCGGGAUAGGCUCCGGACCCCCCGCGACCCAAUAGGAUAAGCGGUUUGGAAAAUGGAUGGAUGGAUGGAUGUUACCUCUCCCCAAUAAUAACCGAGUUAAGUCCAAAUUGACUUAUUUCCUCACUUGCAGGACAAGUUCAUGGAAACGUGUAGUAAUGUGUUAAUUAUUGCUAAAUGGCACUAAGGAGAUGCUCUGUGUCUGUGAAAUAUGUACUGUUUGGUUUAUCAGUGGCCCAGAUGAGUGCUUUGGGUGUCCUUGCAGGGGUUGGUUUGGUGACACUGCGAAUCUGGCUGGCUGGGGGUGUGUGUCACAGUCGAGUCAGACUGGAGGGAAAGACCGUACUGAUCACUGGAGCCAACACUGGGAUUGGGAAGGAGACUGCGGUAGACCUGGCCCGAAGAGGGGCGAGGGUCAUCAUCGCUUGUAGGGACCUGUCGAGGGCCAAUAAGGCGGCUGCAGACAUCAGGCAGCGGAGUGGUAACGGCAACGUUGUGGUGAAACCUCUGGAUUUAGCGUCGCUUCAGUCGGUGCGUCAGCUUGCCAAGGACAUUCAGGAGAACGAGGGGAGGCUGGACAUCCUCAUUAAUAAUGCAGGUAUUAUGAUGUGUCCAAAAUGGAAAACUGAGGACGGCUUUGAGAUGCAGUUUGGUGUCAAUCACCUGGGCCAUUUCCUGCUAACCAACUGCCUUCUGGACUUGCUGAAGAAGUCGGCCCCAAGCCGCAUUGUUAAUGUCUCCAGCUUAGCUCACGAAAAAGGUCAGAUCCAUUUUGAUGACAUAAACCUGGACAAUGACUAUGAUCCCCUAAAGAGUUACCGCCAGAGCAAGUUGGCUAAUGUCCUCUUUAGCAGGGAACUGGCGGCUCGACUUAAAGGCACAGGGGUAACAGUGUACAGUCUACACCCUGGCGUGGUCCGCACUGAGCUGGGGAGACACCAGUUUCCUCUUAGCGCCCUGUGGAAGCAGAUCUUGAUCAUUCCCAUGUAUCUGCUGUUGAAGACCCCAUGGCAGGGAGCUCAGACCACCAUCUACUGUGCCGUGGAGGAGAGUAUCGGCAACGUCAGCGGUCUCUACUACAGCGACUGUGCCCCCAAAGAGGUUGCUCCGCAGGCCAAGGACGACCAGGCUGCCCGGAGGCUGUGGGACCUCAGCACUUCCAUUCUGGGGCUCUGAGGGAGAGCCCUUCUCUGCUGCUUCGGCUCUAGUACCAUGUGCAGUUUAGGGUUUGCUGUGGCCUCCUUUACUACUCUGGCUUGUUGAAGGACAUCAACUCACCUUUGUUCGUUCCAGCUGAACUCCUCGCUUAGGUAACUGUCACCAUGAUACGUCAGCGUUUUGUUAUGGUUAUUGAUCUGGGGUGUGUUUGUACUGAUCAGAAACGUUUUUGUAAAAUACAGUAAAAAUUAUGAUUAAAUGGCUCAUUUAUGCUAAUUAGAUUUUUUUACUUUACUAUUUAUGCUGUUCCUUAAACGGUGAGACUGUAACCUUUAUAACCUUUAUAAAUGAGCUGCUUGUUGUAGUCUUACCAUUUAAUUUGUAAUCAUUAAUGCCCAGUGGAUCUUCACAAAUUAACAGACUAGUGAGCAGGGACUAGUCUGAAUGGCUUAACUAAAUAUUCAUCUAUGUUCUUACCAGAUACACUGUAACAGUUUGCAUGUGUUUGAAUAAAGGUAUUUUCCAGUCAAA
This is a messenger RNA of Brienomyrus brachyistius, 2866 nucleotides long. RefSeq lists its product as uncharacterized. The record is from RefSeq and is a predicted model, not a curated record. NCBI's taxonomy places the organism in Eukaryota, Metazoa, Chordata, Actinopteri, Osteoglossiformes, Mormyridae. The transcript is spliced from 6 exons. Bases 1355 to 2353 code for a protein of 332 amino acids.